Molecule: messenger RNA, 2316 nt
Organism: Tigriopus californicus
Lineage: Eukaryota; Metazoa; Arthropoda; Copepoda; Harpacticoida; Harpacticidae
Product: zinc finger protein 62 homolog
Exons: 1
Coding region: 167-2110 (647 amino acids)
Biological process (GO): regulation of transcription by RNA polymerase II
Cellular component (GO): nucleus
Molecular function (GO): DNA-binding transcription factor activity, RNA polymerase II-specific; RNA polymerase II transcription regulatory region sequence-specific DNA binding
Source: RefSeq, a predicted model, not a curated record
CUCUGAGUUUGGUUACCCUGAUUGUUGACCAACACUCUCCAAGAACAACAGGAAGGCUUUUAGACCUCAGACCUCAACUUCGUGUUUUGGGUUCCGUCAAAGGCCACCAAUCUUAGCAGAUCUUUUGAAAUCAGGGAGUACUAUACCACUCCGUUCGUCUAGAAGUAUGGCCUUGUUAGUUCAGCUCAUGGACAGGCUCCAAUCCUCGGAGAAAUCCUUGAACUUGCUCCACUUGGUGGUCCAAAAUUGGAUCGUUUUUCAGAGAGACACUUUUGACGUGUUCGACGAUUAUGGAGAUCCAUUUACAACGCAGACUUUUCUAAUCGAGGUAUCCACAGGCGAGUAUAUUCACCGAGCUCAAGGCAGUAAAGUCGAUUGUGGGGCCACAUUAGACCCAGAAAUUCUGUAUUCUAAAUUAUCUGAAGCCUUCCUGGACUACAAAGUGUGCCAUGGUUUUCCGCUUAAGGCAAAGAGUGGACAGGGCACUGAUAUGUUUAUCCAGGAGUUUCCAUACCGACGGAGAAUAGCCAAGAAAUGUCGGUAUUUGUUCAAACCUGAUGCUCCACACAUCAAAAGUGAAGAAAGUGACUUAGAGUUAAGAUGGAUUUGUUCUGUUUGUCAAGCAUCGGGUAAUCACCGUGACGAGAUGAUUGAUAUUCCGGAUUCGGAUUGUUUGAUGGAGAAUCCGGUGAAACUGGAAGCAGUUUUAGACGAAGACACGGAACUUUUCCCAACUCAAGACGACGAAUGUUCUGCAGAGCCUGAAGCUGACUUUGAGUUUGACUUUGAGUAUGAUGAAGAUGAUGAUGAUGAAAAAGACAACAUUUCUCCGGGCACUCGACUAGCGAGGAAAAGAAAGUCCCUCCAAGCUCAUACAGAAGAAACGAUUGAGGAUAAGCCUGCCAGGAAGACUUACUCGUGUAAUCAUUGUUCAGAGACUUUUUUCACCGGGGAUGCUUAUCAUCGUCAUCAACGAAAAAAGCGAAAAGUGGGCUGUAAGGAGUGUAACAAAGACAUAGUCACGUUUAAACAGCUCAUUGAACAUGCAUCCAAGGCUCAUCCAGAUGAUGCCGAACGGUAUAUCAAGUAUGGGCAAAAUCCGGUGGAACUCCAAUCGGUGAAAGUGCCCAAGAAAUGUUCAUUGUGUGAUAUGAUUUUCAAUGGUAAUUUGUUACUCUAUCGCCAUAGAGACGUCUUUCAUGAACUAGGCGACUACAAAUGCGCAACAUGUCAAGUACCGUGUUUGACUUACUAUGACCUGGUGAUUCAUAACUAUCAAAAGCACGACCAAGCUCUGGAGCACCCUCAACCUCAAACAUUUGGGUUGGAGGCAGUGUCCUUGCCGGAUGGAAAAGUCGAGUACAAGCGCACAAGUUUCGCUUGCCAACAUUGCAGUGCCACCUACACGAAUGAUAGCGCUUGGACCAUGCAUAUGAGAGCCAACCAUUCAUGGGAUCUCUUUGAGUGUAAGGCCUGUGAUGAGGCGUGUCACUAUGCGGCUGAUUUUUCGGCACACAUGGUGCAUUUCCAUCCUGACAAGCCCGAAAUCAAGUGUCCCACACAAGGGUGUGCGUACGUCUCGGAUCUUAGCCAAGAUCCGGAUCAUUUCAACACGCAUUAUAAGGAGUGUCGUACGCCGAGGAAUAAUUAUAAAAACUUUCCGGAGAAGAAUUUGUUUCAGUGUGAUACUUGUGGGAAAAAGUAUUUCUCGAAGACUUCGUUUGAAUGCCAUAUCAAGCAGCAUCAGGGUAUUGAACGUUACAAGUGCAGCCAUUGUGAUUACGGAACUAAUACCAAGACGGUAUUGAUCGACCAUGAGAAAUCCCAUCUUCGGGAUAAAGGUCUGACCAAUGCCGACACGAAUCUUGUUCUCUAUCACCGAUGCGAUCAAUGUGGGAAAGAAUUUUCACAGAAGCAGUCACUGCGCGACCACAUCAAAAGCAUUCAUUUGGGUAUCAAGAAACUUCGAGAGUGUAAAGAUUGCGGGCAAAUCUUUAAAUCCCAAUCGGUGUUGUACAUUCAUAAGCGAAAAAUGCAUGGAUUUGUCAAUACUCAACCGCUGAAUCGAGGUGGAAGAAAGAAGAAGAAGAUCGAGCCAGAACAGAAAUAAUGAAACCAGCAUUUACAUUUUGUUAACCGCCCUUCUCUUUCUUGUGAUUUCCUUUGCGUGCAUAUGGGGUUGACUCGAAAAUAUCUUUUUCGUACGGAAUUGAAGACUUGAUUUGAUGUAUUGCUCGGCAUCCCUGUCCAACGUUUGCGUAGUUACAAUAUCCUUGGGAAAUAAAGACUUAACGAACCUAGAAAAGAUAUGGAAAA